This is a messenger RNA of Linum trigynum, 2246 nucleotides long. The record is from the annotation of a GenBank genome assembly. NCBI's taxonomy places the organism in Eukaryota, Viridiplantae, Streptophyta, Magnoliopsida, Malpighiales, Linaceae.
UAAUAUCACCCUAGUCUUUUUUUUUUUGUUUCAUAUGACAAAGUUGUUAUAGCAUAUGUUUGGCCCGGCUUUUAGAAGUGCUUUUCGGCUUCAAAAACUGAAGCAGGGCCAAACACCUCUAAAAGCUCGGCUUUUGAAAAGUCGAAAAUCGCUUUUGUAUAACAUGUUUUGGAGCUUCUGCGAAAAGCUGUUUUGAAAAUACAAGAUUAUCUUUAUCAUAUUUUAAUUUUAUUUCAGAAAAUAUAUUUUUUCUUAAUUUAUAUCAUUUUAAAAAUAAAAUAAAUUAUAAAAUCAUAUUAUUUAAUAUAAAAGAAAUCUAACAAGAUCCAUUUUGACUACUUUUUUUUAUUGUUUAGAAUUUUUAUUCAUAUUUUAUAUUAUAAGUCCUUUAUAGUCAUUUUACACAAACUCUCGUAUUAAAAAGCACUUCUAAUAGUUUUACAGCCAAACACUCAACGCCAAACUAAGCUAAAGUUAUUAUAGUAACUUACUUCGUUCACCCUCCUGCAGCAACCGGAGGCAUCAUCUUGCUAGUCACGAUCGUUCUUCUGGCCUUCAUCAUCUACAGACGAAGAAAGAGAGAGAAGAACUUCUUGCUCAACGGUGGAAUGCUAUUGAAGCACCAAAGAGUGAGAAUCUUCAAAGAAUUCGAGCUCUCCAAGGCCACCAAAAACUACGACGCCACCCACUUCCUCGGCGAAGGAGGAUUCGGCCGUGUCUACAAAGGAAUCCUCCCUGACAACACCGUCGUGGCAAUCAAGAAACCUAAAGGCUCGAUCGACAAGGCUCAAACCAUCAACCAAGAAUUUGAGCACGAAAUCACCAUCGUCUCGCAGGUGAACCACAUCCACGUCGUCAAGGUGGUCGGGCUCUGCCUCGAGACCAAGCUCCCGCUCUUGGUCUACGAGUUCAUCCCCAACGGCACCCUCUUCGACCACGUUCAUAGGCAGAGGUCUGAUCUCAUGUCUACAUGGAAAAACCGACUGAGAAUCGCGACGGAGAUUGCUCAGGCGCUCGAUUACAUGCACUCGCUGGCGAACCCGCCAAUCAUCCACGGGGAUAUCAAGUCGACCAACGUUCUCAUCGACGAGGGUUUUCGCGCCAAAGUCGCCGACUUUGGCGCCUCUGUUCUGAUCUAUCCCGACCAGGCAACCGCCAUGUUUGAUAAGAUCCAAGGCACGUUGGGUUAUCUCGACCCCGAGUAUCUCGUGACGGGUAAUCUCACCCCGAUGAGCGAUGUGUACAGCUUUGGAGUCGUGAUGGUCGAGCUUCUGACAGGGCAGAAGCCUUACUCUGGAAGCUCGACCAGAACCGAGGAGAAGGUUAAUUUGGUUCAGUAUUUUCUGAGUUCGAUCGGAGAUAUGAAUUUGGGAAGGAUUAUAAAUUGUGUGGUGGUUCGAGAAGGGGAGAUGGAGGAGAUUGAGGCGUUUGCUGAGGUGGCGCGGAGGUGCUUGAGUUCAAGUGGGAUAAAGCGGCCUGCGAUGAAGGAGGUGGCGGAGGAGCUUGGACGGCUGUUGAGGAGGUUGGAUAAGAAAUAUUGGGAGUCUGAUCGGAAGGGUGAUAACGGCGGGGAGGAGAUGGAGUGUUUGUUGAGGAAGAAUGGUGGCGAAUCUUGUUCGAUGUCGUUUGGUGGGGGUUCGGAGUUUUGGUCAGGGAGGACGGAGGAGCUGCCGGCGACAGAAACUCAUAGCAUUGUUGCUAUGGAAAUGGGGUCGUAUGAGAUUUUCCGAUGAUGGUUGUUGGCCUCAAGGUUCGAGGUUCGAGACUUAGGGUGUGACGGAUGUUCUCUGUUAAUUAUUGUUUUCUGUAUAAUCAAUGUUAGCCCCGUGUACAAUAAGGACACAGAUAGCUCUAGGGUUAGUCGGUUAAAAGCCCUAAAUGUUUCAACAUGUGGAGAAUCAUGCUAUUAUGCCGAAACAUAAUAUUAAAACCUGAGAGGGGGAGAUUCUCUUCGUGGACUAGUGUAGUCCUGACGAUACCACGUUAAAAAUGUCUCGCGUGUUCUUGUACUUUGUUUGAUAUCUUGACAUGAUAUCAGAGCCUCUCGACUUGGUAAUCAUUUUACUUCAAUAACAAUCUUUGUUGGUGUGUUGCAAGCUUUUGCGAGAUGUUGUUCUUCGUGCCCUCCAUUCAGGUAACCUUAGCUCUUCUCUUAUCCAGAGUUUCCUCAUACUCGUGUCCUUGGUGGCGGAGCCAGAAGUUCGAAACAGAUGCGUCCUGUUGUAUAAUAUAAUAAAUAUUUUUAA